CACUGGCGUGUACGUCAUUAUCUCGUCAGUUAUCUUUUUCUGUCGGUACUUCCUGCUUCAGUCAUUUGUUGCUCCACAUCACUUGUGAUGUUUCCUAGUUAGUAGUUAUUUGGUUUUCGUUUCAAUAUUUGUUUUAAUUUGACCUUUCCUUGUGCUUAUUUUUGAAAUGAAAUCCCUUUUUGUGUCUCCUGCACUGCACUCCAGCCUGGCCUCCCUGCAGUUGGGUCAGUCACCUUCUUGCCUUUGCCACAACAAAAACCUGAACUGAAAAAGAAAAUUGACCAACCAACUAAUAAUAAUAAUGUAUUACGUCCACUUUUCCAAAGACUCAAAGAUGCUUUAAAAUUGUACACGUUAUUCCUUCACGCCUCCGUUAUUGCUGGUGUGGCCACAGCCCUCCUGGAGUAUUCCAACAAAACUACGGCUGCCAUUCUGUGGCUACGGCACUUCGGACCCCCUCCAGAUAUCCAACCGUGUUCAUUGGUAUGCAACUCGUGGCACGUGUCUUGUCCAGGGACACAACCGGGCGACCCUGUGGCCAUGUUCUUAUCCCCUGUGCCGCGGUGCCCUACGAACUAAGUGAAGAGUAAGCCCGAUGUCGACGCAGCCAUAUCAAGUGUGUUCCUGUUCCGUCCAGAAAAUGUCAUCACUUGUGAUUGGCCCCAAGCGGACGUUUUGGAAGGACGUCACAUUCAAAUGUUCUCAAUGAAGCCCCACCGCAGGGGACUAUUUAUCCCGCGGAGGAGUCACCUGCCGGCGCGUCACCGCCUCCCCGACCAAUCCCGGCGCGCCUCCUCCGCGUGUGCGCGUGCGUCUUUUGGACAUCCCUCCCUGCGUCCGGGCACGCGCGCCGUCUUCGCCGGCUGCCUGCAACCGCGCGCGCGGCUGCGAGAUUCGCCAGAAGCUGUCCUGCCUCCUCCUGCCUCCUCCUCCUCCUCCCGAUCCCUUCGGUACCGCGUGAGUGGACUUGGACCGCAGCCGCCUGCCGAAUUUAACCCGGCUCGAUCUGUUUCGGAUUGUCGCUCCUGUCCCGUUUUGUGCGCAACAGCCAAUGCUUGAAAGACGCCAUGAUUCACGGCGAGAGGGAUCGUCUUGCUCCCCCGGUAGACGACGGUGACGCCGAAAGGCAUCUGGCUGAAAGGUGACCUCUGAACGAUUCACCUCCUCCAAAAUGUUUGAAUAUGCCAGGACAUAAUAAUGACCUCCAACAGCACAGACUCUUCUGGUCUCUUCCUGAUUUCCACCAGCUUCCCACCAGCAGGAGCAGCAAUAGGAUUGUCCUCUCAGUCCAAUUCUCUCCAUCAAGCAGGGACAGGACCCUGGUUGGUUUUUCACGUGACCACCCCAGGUGCCAAUUCCUCUUCUGUGAAUUCCCUUUUCAACUCCACCCAAUCACAAAAUGGGAAUGGGACCUCAGCCCCGGUGCCCUUGGGCGGGCACACCGUGUGGCAGGUGGUCCUCAUCGUGCUGCUGACGGGAACGCUCUCGCUGGUCACCAUCAUCGGGAACAUCCUGGUGGUGGUGUCCUUCAAGGUCAAUCGCCAGCUAAAGACGGUCAACAACUACUUCCUGCUGAGCCUGGCGGUGGCCGACCUCAUCAUCGGCGUCAUCUCCAUGAACCUUUACACAGCCUAUCUCGUAAUGGAUUACUGGGCCUUGGGGAACUGGGCCUGCGACCUGUGGCUGGCUAUUGACUAUGUCGCCAGCAACGCUUCAGUUAUGAACCUACUGGUCAUCAGCUUUGACCGCUACUUUUCAGUCACCAGGCCUCUGACUUACCGGGCCAAACGGACGACAAAGCGAGCCGGGAUCAUGAUCGGCCUAGCCUGGUUUGUUUCUCUGGUUCUAUGGGCCCCAGCCAUCUUUCUGUGGCAGUACUUUGAGGGUCAAAGGACGGUGCCUUCUAAUAAGUGCUACAUUCAGUUCCUCCAGCAGCCCACUAUAACCUUCUGCACAGCCAUGGCAGCUUUCUAUCUGCCAGUAACCAUUAUGAGUGUGCUCUACUGGCGGAUUUACAAGGAGACUGAGAACCGCUCAAAAGAAUUAGCGGGACUGCAGGGCUCAGGGGCCCGUGGCGGCGCUGGGAUAGCGGCGAGGAACGGCAACGUUGGUGUUGACCGAGCGCGUUUUGUGCGUCAAACUGGGAGUUCCAGAAGUUGCAAUAGCUACGAGCUGACUCGGUUGUCCCAGAGAAAGAGCGCGUGUCGGGAGCUGGUCAGUCGCUUGCACUGCUGGCCGGGUGUUCGAUCGUGGAGGCCCGGUAGUAUCCGGCAAGGAGAAAGGGAUCCGGACCAAAGCAGCAGUGAUAGCUGGAACAAUAAUGAUAAUGUGGUGUCACUGGACCAAUCAGGCUCGUCAGAUGACGAAGACUGCGGGGGAAGAGACAGCCACACUAUUUUCUCUAUUGUUCUCAGCCUGCCUGGUUUAAAAGCAGCUGUCAACUCUCAAAUCACUUCGUGCGAGGACCUGGAUGAAGCCUCAGAACAGGAUCCGCUGAGGGGAGCGGAAUAUAACAGAGAAGGCCUCGCCACAGUCGCUACCAAGAUCGGCGCGGCCACCUGUCCCGAUGGGACGAAUGAUACGGAAAACAGCUACCACCAACGCUUCUGUUCUCGCAAAAUCCAGUCCAUGUCGACCAUCCAGUCUACCUCCAACUCUGGGUCUCUGGAUGAUACGAUGAGCGCGGCCCCCGACUCUACUACCACCACCACCAGCACAGCCACUAAAUCCCCCGCCGUCCCGAUGUCCUUCAAAGAGGCAGCUCUCGCCAAGCGUUUUGCGUCCCGAGCUCGGACUCAGAUCUCCAAGAGAAAGCGCAUGUCCUUAGUGAAAGAAAAGAAGGCAGCUCAGACUCUCAGCGCCAUUCUCUUUGCGUUCAUCAUCACGUGGACGCCGUACAACAUCAUGGUCCUGAUCAAUGCCUUCUGCAAAGACUCCAUUCCGAACACCCUUUGGGCCGUGGGUUACUGGCUAUGCUACGUCAACAGCACCGUCAACCCCAUGUGCUACGCUCUGUGCAACAAGACUUUCCGUACGACCUUUAAGAUGAUCCUGCUGUGCCGCUGGGACCAGAAAAAACGGAGGAAGCUGCAGUUCCAGCAAAGGCAGUCGGUGGUCUUCCACAGUAGGAUUCCCAGAGAGUCCACGUAAAGGACGAGAGUGGGUUGAUGACGUGAUGAAAAACGGAAACCAUCCACGGGCUUCUUUCGGGAGUUAGUCUGAGGCACCACAGCAAACAUGCGCAAUGGUUUCGAUGUACGUCCUCGUGUUCGUGUGCAUGCAAGAAGGGCUGCGCAAGGUGGGAUGCAGAGACGCAAAACGACUAUCUUGUCUUGUAGAACUCGACCAUUUCAUGCAGGUUUUAUAAAGAGAACUGAGCGGGAUUUGCUAGAAAAGGGCUUUAAACAGAACACGUUUUGUUUUGGGGUGGAGUAUUUAAGAACAACUGAAUGGUUAAAGGAGAGCUUUUUCCUCACGGUUAAGGCUUGACAUUUCUUAUCGUUUCCUCUUUGUCGGUAGCUACAUUUGUAACGUACAAACUCGAGUGCUUUCGCCUUUGUAAACAAACCGAACUUUACAUCUGUAUUUUAUCACCAAAGGCCAAGACUCUCUGUACAAUACUCUGUUCCGUUCACUGGGCCUUGACUUUUUGACUGGCAUGUUUUUCUUUUUUUUUUUUUUUAAUUUUAUCAGACCUCGUGUGUCUUGCCUUCCUGUGUAGAUAUAACUUGUUAGAUGGGAUAUAAAAUAUUCUUUGAGUCUAACAGAGAGUUUUUAUUUUUGUGCUACUCAUCUUGAACUUUUGAGCCAGUCCGCAAACGACUCUUCUUCUACGAGUAUUCCGUGUGGCACCACACUCUGUGAACUGCUGUUGUGUUCAACGUGAUCGUAGUGGUUUUUAAAACAGUGGCGACAUCGAGUACAUCCGGUUGUGUUCCUGUACUUGACGUCAUUGUGAUGAUGAUGAUGAUAAUGGUUCUAUUGAUGUAUUUUUGCAGCUUUCCCACGCAGAAAAAUGUCGAUUUUCUUUGAACUUUCUACAGUAAUGCUUUUGUCAGAAUGCAGACUGCAGUUGUUUUUUGCUUACCAGUGGAGCCAGGGCGGCCUCUAGUGGUGUGUUGAGGACCCAACGUGCUCACUACCAAUGUAACUUUUUCUGUAGUGUAGUACAGCAUCAUUCACAACCCCAGUCGACCUUGAGAAGAGACAGUUUAAUAAAACAAAGGGAGUUUUUAUUAUGAUUGUUUGUAAUGAUUCUAAUUUGCCAACCCCACUUGAUGGUACCGUGUGAACUAGUUUUGUACCAUUUUGUUUAUAGGUUAUUGAUCUCUAUCCACAGGAUCAGAACCUUGGGAAGUCUAUUGGUUUGACUUGUGUAUAAUGUGUGGAAUUAUAAAUCAAUCAAUGUUCCAGGGACCACAGACAAUCACACUGAAAUUCUAAACACAAGUAGAUCCUUGGACCGGUCACCAGUUUUUGUCAGGGCACAUAUACACCAACAACCAUUCACCUCCAUCCAUCCAUUAUCUACCGCUUUUCCGGGUCGGUCACGGGGGAAUGACCUUCGGCAGGGAUACCCAGACUUCCCUAUCUCCAGCCACUUCUUCCAGCUCUUCCGGAGGGAUCCCGAGGCGUUCCCAAACCAGCCGAGAGACACAGUCUCUAUUGCGUGUCCUGGGUCGUCCUCGGGGUCUCUUUCAGGUGGGAUGUGCCCGGAACACCUCACCAUGGAGGCGUCCGGGAAGCAUCCGGAUCAGAUGCUCAGGCCACCUCAUCUGGCUCCUCUCAAUGCGGAGGAGCAGCGGCUCGACACUGAGCCCCUCCCGGAUGACCGAGCUUCUCACCCUAUCUCUAAGGGAGAGUCUCAUUUCGGCCGCUUGUAUCCGGGAUCUUGUUCUUUCGGUCACAACCCACAGCUCGUGCCCAUAGGUGAGGGUAGGAACUAUUCACACCUAUAGAAAAUUUAGACAUGGAAAAAACCUCACACAAAUACAGUGAGGACAUGCAAACUUUACACAGGUAGGCCUUGAGCUUGGAUUCAAACCUCUUACCUCAGAGCUGUGACAAGACAGAAGCGGUAACAAAUAUACAGCUGUGCUGUCUCACAUAUGUAUUUGAUCAAUUUUGUUUGGGUAAUUGAGUAAAUCGAGUAAAAUGUAUAUUUGUUGGUAUAGUUCGCACUUAGGUAUUGAGGGUUAGCACGUCUGUCUCAAAGUUCUGAUGUGUCGGGUUUGACUCGCCCACAGCACUUCCUCCUCGUGCCUGUGAGGGUACCUCCCACAUUCCCAAAACAUUCACGUAAGAUUUUCUGAAGACUAAAUUGUCCUAUAGUAGGAUGGUUUUGUCUUGAAGUGCCCCGAGAUUGACUGGUGGCAAGUCCCGCCUCAUGCCCAGUCAUCUGCGAGAUUGGAAAUAAGAUGGCUGGAUUUAUUGGUAUAAAAAAGGGGAAUGCGAGCGCACGACUGACAGCUGCCAUUGUUGUACCCAUCUUUAUGUGCAGUGUUUGCUUGCAGCACUCUGUGUCAGAAUGAAUAUUGUACAAAGGCAGUGACAGACAGCUGUCAUUCUACUUUUAUGUGCUGUGUAAAAAAACAAACAAAAAAAAGUUGUUCUUUCAACACUUGGUAUUUGAUAUGUGUCCAACACAAAGACUUUUUACAUUGGUGCGGAACAUUUGUUCUCAAAUAUCGGGAAUGUAAACGGUGAUCGCAAAUGUCUUUUUGUUACGGUUCAAAUAUGCCAA
Syngnathoides biaculeatus (alligator pipefish) is the source of this 5743-nucleotide messenger RNA. It is a transcript of the gene chrm3a, whose product is annotated as cholinergic receptor, muscarinic 3a. Gene Ontology annotation, molecular function: G protein-coupled serotonin receptor activity; G protein-coupled acetylcholine receptor activity. Gene Ontology annotation, cellular component: dendrite; synapse; plasma membrane. The record is from RefSeq and is a predicted model, not a curated record. Gene Ontology annotation, biological process: regulation of vascular associated smooth muscle contraction; adenylate cyclase-inhibiting G protein-coupled acetylcholine receptor signaling pathway; saliva secretion. Bases 1198 to 3150 code for a protein of 650 amino acids. Lineage: Eukaryota; Metazoa; Chordata; Actinopteri; Syngnathiformes; Syngnathidae. The transcript has 3 exons.